AUGAGUUCGCGUAAACAACGUUUCGACGCAGGUUCAUCUUCUUCGUCAGCACCUUCGACUGAAUCAACUAAACCACGUAAACGUCGUUUCGAUGAUAUAUCAGAAACAGAUUCUUUCAAUAAUAGUAGUAAGUCAAAGGGUUAUAAUAGUACUAGUAAACCCAAAGGUUAUAAUAAUAUGUCUCAAGCUAAUCCAACAAUUAAUAAAUUUACAAAUCAAAAUUAUUCUCAUCAAUAUUUUGAAUUAUUCAAAAAACGACGACAAUUACCUGUCUGGGAAUAUAAAGAAGCAUUUAUGGCAACACUUAACAAAAAACAAGUUACUAUAUUUGCCGGUGAAACUGGUUCUGGUAAAACAACACAAAUUCCUCAAUGGUGCGUUGAUUUUGCACUUGCUCUACCUGUCACAGGUGGACAAAAACGCCGUGGUGUUGCAUGUACACAACCAUAUCGUAUUGCUGCAAUGUCUGUUGCACAACGUGUUGCUAAUGAAAUGGAUGUUGCACUUGGACAAGAAGUUGGUUAUUCCAUUCGUUUUGAAGAUUGUUCAUCACAAAAAACACUUUUAAAAUAUAUGACUGAUGGCAUGUUAUUACGGGAAGCUAUGUCAGAUCCAUUACUCAAAUCUUAUUCAUGUGUAUUAUUGGAUGAAGCACAUGAGCGUACAUUAGCAACAGAUAUUUUAAUGGGUCUAUUAAAAGAAGUUGCUAAACAACGAUCAGAUUUAAAAAUAAUUGUUAUGUCUGCUACACUUGAUGCUGGUAAAUUUCAAGAUUAUUUUGACAAAGCACCAUUAUUAACUAUUCCUGGUCGAACAUUUCCGGUGGAAAUUUUCUAUACACCUGAACCCGAACGUGAUUAUUUGGAAGCAGCUAUUCGUACAACUGUUCAAAUUCAUAUAAAUGAAAAACAAGAAGGUGAUAUAUUACUUUUUCUUACUGGUCAAGAAGAAAUUGAAGAUGCAUGUAAACGACUUCAACGUGAAGUUGAAGGUUUAGGUCCUGAAGCCGGUGAAUUAAAAUGUAUUCCAUUAUAUCCAACAUUACCACCAAAUUUACAACGACGUAUAUAUGAUGCAGCACCACCAAAUAAACCAAAUGGUGCGAUUAGUCGUAAAGUUAUUGUUUCAACAAAUAUAGCUGAAACAUCAUUAACUAUUGAUGGUGUUGUAUUUGUUAUUGAUCCUGGAUUUUCAAAGCAAAAAGUUUAUAAUCCACGUAUACGUGUUGAAUCACUUCUUGUUACACCAAUAUCAAAAGCAAGUGCACAACAACGAGCUGGUCGUGUUGGACGUACUCGUCCUGGAAAAUGUUUCCGUUUAUAUACAGAAAAAGCAUAUAAAAGUGAAAUGCAUGAAAAUACAUAUCCAGAAAUUCUUCGAUUGAAUUGUGCUAGUGUUGUAUUACAAUUAAAAAAGUUAGGUAUUGAUGAUCUUGUUCAUUUUGAUUUCAUGGAUCAGCCAGCACCUGAAACAUUAAUGCGUGCAUUGGAAUUAUUAAAUUAUGUUGCUGCUAUUGAUGAUGAAGGAGAUUUAACUGAAUUAGGUUCAAUGAUGGCUGAAUUUCCGCUUGAUCCACAAUUAGCUAAAAUGGUUAUAGCCUCAUGUGAUUAUUCAUGUUCAAAUGAAAUUCUAUCUUUAACAGCCAUGCUUUCUGUUCCUCAAUGUUUUGUUCGUCCAGAUGGUGGACGUAAAAAAAAACAAGCUGAUGAAGCUAAAGCACGUUUUGCUCAUAUUGAUGGUGAUCAUUUAACAAUGUUAAAUGUUUAUCAUGCCUUUAAACAAAAUCAUGAAAACUAUCACUGGUGUUACAAAAAUUUUGUUAAUUAUCGUUCAUUAAAAUCAGCUGAUAAUGUUCGAACACAACUUGGACGUAUUAUGGAUCGAUUUAAUCUUAAACGUACAUCAACUGAAUUUACUUCACCAAAUUAUUAUAUCAAUAUUCGUAAAGCAUUAGUCAGUGGAUUCUUUAUGCAAGUUGCACAUUUAGAAAAAACUGGACAUUAUCUAACAAUAAAAGAUAAUCAAAUUGUUCAAUUACAUCCUUCAACUAUUCUUGAUCAUAAACCAGAAUGGGUUUUAUAUAAUGAAUUUGUUCUAACAACAAAAAAUUAUAUCAUUACUGUAACAGAUAUCAAACCUGAAUGGUUAUUAUCUAUUGCACCGCAAUAUUAUGAAUUAUCAUCAUUACCCAAUGGAGAAGCACGACGACAAUUACAACGUAUAUAUCAACGGAUGGAAAAUAGACGAAAUGUUAACCAAAUAUUACCUGAUUUCGAAGCAAGACGUGAAUUCACAUCUGUACAUCAGCAAACUGAAAACAAUCAAAAUGCUGAGCAAAGUUCAGCAACGAUACAUUCAGAAUCGAGUUGUAUAUUAUUAUAA
This is a messenger RNA of Adineta steineri, 2382 nucleotides long. NCBI's taxonomy places the organism in Eukaryota, Metazoa, Rotifera, Eurotatoria, Adinetida, Adinetidae. The record is from the annotation of a GenBank genome assembly.